AUGGAUAAUAAUAAUAAUCACGAUGGUUGGAUUAAUGGUUUUAAUUUUAACGAUGAUACUCAAAACUCUGUCGUCAAUAAUUUAAUUCUUCAAAAUCCUGACUCUAAUAAUCACGUUCAUAACAACCUGCUUCACAAUCAUUUGGUUAGCCAGUACUCUGCCAGUAAUAAUGAUGCUUAUCAAAUCAAUAUUCAUCAAUAUUAUAGCAGCAGUGAUUUCGUUCGUAAAAAUAACCCCAUUCACAGAAUACCUGGCAAUAAUGGCCUCCCCAACCAUGCUCCAAAUGAUGCUAUGAGGACUACUCACCAAAACUCUGCCAGAAAUAACCGUAAUAAUUAA
Molecule: messenger RNA, 339 nt
Organism: Entrophospora sp. SA101
Lineage: Eukaryota; Fungi; Glomeromycota; Glomeromycetes; Entrophosporales; Entrophosporaceae
Source: the annotation of a GenBank genome assembly